Molecule: messenger RNA, 5596 nt
Organism: Symphalangus syndactylus (siamang)
Lineage: Eukaryota; Metazoa; Chordata; Mammalia; Primates; Hylobatidae
Gene: FANCC
Product: FA complementation group C
Biological process (GO): cellular response to oxidative stress; interstrand cross-link repair; nucleotide-excision repair
Cellular component (GO): Fanconi anaemia nuclear complex
Source: RefSeq, a predicted model, not a curated record
GCCGCUAGCCAGGCCCCAGAAUGCACUGCUGACACGUGCGCGUGCGCGCGCGCACGCGGCUCCACUGCCGAGCGACCGCGGGAAAAUUCCAAAAAAACUCAAAACAAAAAGCCAAUACGAGGCAAAGCCAAAUUUUCAAGCCACAGAUCCCGGGCGGUGGCUUCCUUUCCGCCACUGCCCAAACUGCUGAAGCAGCUCCCGCGAGGACCACCCGAGAUGCCCUGCCCAGAGAGGAGGAAUCUAGAGAGGCAGUCUAGCUACAGCGGCUUUGCCGAGCGAACAUCCCUGCGGCUUUGUUUACACUGUGAGGGGAGAACCGCCUACUCAAGCCUCAGUAAUGGGGGACACCCCUCCCCCCACCAAGCUCAAGCAUCCCAGGUUGACUUCAGACUGCUGUGCCGGCAGCCAUAAUUUCAAGCCAAUGGAUCUUAGCUUGCUGGGCUCCUUGGGGGUGAGAUCCACUGAGCUAGACCACUUGGCUCCCUGGCUUCAGCCCCCUUUUGAGGGGAGUGAACGGUUCUGUCUCGCUGGCGUUCCAAGCGCCACUGGUGUAUGAAAAAACUCCUGCAGCUAGCUCGGUGUCUGCCCAAAUGGCCGCUCAGUUUUGUGCUUAAAACCCAGGGCCCUGGUGGUGUAGGCACCCAAGGGAAUCUUCUGGUCUGCAAGUUGCGAAGACCAUGGGAAAAGCGUAGUGUCUGCUGGAACGCACCAUUCCUCACCUCACAGUCCCUCACGGCUUCCCUUGGUUAGGGGAGGGAGUUCCCCAACCCCCUAUGCUUCUUGGAUGAGGCGACACCCCACCUGGCUUCUGCUUGCCCUCCGUGGGCUGCACCCACUGUCUAACCAGUCCCAGUGAGGUGAGCCAGGUACCUCAGUUGGAAAUGCAGAAAUCACCUGCCUUCUACAUUGAUCCUGUUGGGAGCUGCAGACUGGAGCUGUUCCUAUUCGGCCAUCUUGCCAGCCUGUGGAGGUUUUAAAAACUAUUUUUUAAUUGUGGAAAGUAACAUAUUGAAAAACAUAAACACGAUUUAUACUUUGGCAUAUGCUGCAUUCUAGGAAGACAGAGAAUUUACACACCAGUAGAGGAAGCGGUAACUAAGUGAACGAAUAAAGCCCAGGAUAAUUAUCCAGAAUCAGCAGAAAGGCCUGGGAGGAUUUGUUGUGUGCAUGAAGCAGAUGAGAGGCCUGGGCUGGACCGUGACAUGAUCCUUCUCAAAACUGUAAAUGUUCUAGUGUGUGUGCUGCCCAAGUGAACAUGAAGACUGCACAUUUUUUAGAUUUAAUGUGUGCCUACCAUUUCCUUCAGUGCUGGACAGGCUGCUGUGAAGGGACAUCACCUUUUCGCUUUUUCCAAGAUGGCUCAAGAUUCAGUAGAUCUUUCUUGUGAUUAUCAGUUUUGGAUGCAGAAGCUUUCUGUAUGGGAUCAGGCUUCCACUUUGGAAACCCAGCAAGACACCUGUCUUCACCUGGCUCAGUUCCAGGAGUUCCUGAGGAAGAUGUAUGAAGCCUUGAAAGAGAUGGAUUCUAAUACAAUCAUUGAAAGAUUCCCCACAAUUGGUCAACUGUUGGCAAAAGCUUGUUGGAAUCCUUUUAUUUUAGCAUAUGAUGAAAGCCAAAAAAUUCUAAUAUGGUGCUUAUGUUGUCUAAUUAACAAAGAACCACAGAAUUCUGGACAAUCAAAACUUAACUCCUGGAUACAGGGUGUAUUAUCUCAUAUACUUUCAGCACUCAGAUUUGAUAAAGAAGUUGCUCUUUUCACUCAAGGUCUUGGGUAUGCACCUAUAGAUUACUAUCCUGGUUUGCUUAAAAAUAUGAUUUUAUCAUUAGCGUCUGAACUCAGAGAGAAUCAUCUUAAUGGAUUUAACACUCAAAGGCGAAUGGCUCCUGAGCGAGUGGCGUCCCUGUCACGAGUUUGUGUCCCACUUAUUACCCUGCCAGAUGUUGACCCCCUAGUGGAGGCUCUGCUCAUCUGUCACGGACGUGAACCUCAGGAAAUCCUCCAGCCAGAGUUCUUUGAGGCUGUAAAUGAGGCCAUUUUGCUGAAGAAGAUUUCUCUCCCCAUGUCGGCUGUAGUCUGCCUCUGGCUUCGGCACCUUCCCAGCCUUGAAAAAGCAAUGCUGCAUCUUUUUGAAAAGCUAAUCUCCAGUGAGAGAAAUUGUCUGAGAAGGAUCGAAUGCUUUAUAAAAGAUUCAUCGCUGCCUCAAGCAGCCUGCCACCCUGCCAUAUUCCGGGUUGUUGAUGAGAUGUUCAGGUGUGCUCUCCUGGAAACCGAUGGGGCCCCGGAAAUCAUAGCCACUAUUCAGGUGUUUACCCAGUGCUUUGUAGAAGCUCUGGAGAAAGAAAGCAAGCAGCUGCGGUUUGCACUCAAGACCUACUUUCCUUACACUUCUCCAUCUCUUGCCAUGGUGCUGUUGCAAGACCCUCAAGAUAUCCCUCGGGGACACUGGCUCCAGACACUGAAGCAUAUUUCUGAACUGCUCAGAGAAGCAGUUGAAGACCAGACUCAUGGGUCCCGCGGAGGUGCCUUUGAGAGCUGGUUCCUGUUCAUUCACUUCGGAAGAUGGGCUGAGAUGGUGGCAGAACAGUUACUGAUGUCGGCAGCCGAACCCCCCGCGGCCCUGCUGUGGCUCUUGGCCUUCUACUACGGCCCCCGUGAUGGAAGGCAGCAGAGAGCACAGACUAUGGUCCAAGUGAAGGCCGUGCUGGGCCACCUCCUGGUGAUGUCCAGAAGCAGCAGCCUCUCAGCCCAGGAUCUGCAGACAGUAGCAGGACAGGACACAGACACAGACCCCAGAGCUCCUGCACAACAGCUGAUCAGGCACCUUCUCCUCCACUUCCUGCUCUGGGCUCCUGGAGGCCACACGAUCGCCUGGGAUGUCAUCACCCUGAUGGCUCACACUGCUGAGAUAACUCACGAGAUCAUUGGCUUUCUUGACCAGACCUUGUACAGAUGGAAUCGUCUUGGCAUUGAAAGCCCUAGAUCAGAAAAACUGGCCCGAGAGCUCCUUAAAGAGCUGCGAACUCAAGUCUAGAAGGCACGCAGGCCGUGUGGGUGCCCAGCGAGAGGGAUCAGGCUCACCAGGGCCACAGGACAGGUGAUGACCUGUGGCCACGCAUUUGUGGAGUAAGUGCCUUCUUUGGGCUGUGAGAAUGAGCUGUACACAUCUUGGGAUGAUCUGCUAGUAUCUUAUUUUACAAAAUGCAGAGCCAGGUCCCUCAGCCCAGACUCGGUCAGACAUGUUUACUAACGACUCAAGUGAGCCUUUGGCGCUCCUGGUGCCCGCCCGGCCAGACCAUCAGCUUGAGAAUUACUAUAGCAAAGGCUUGGGUGGGAGAACAGGUUUCUAGUUUUUACCCAAGAUGCGCAUCUAUUAUUUAAAAAUUCAAAGUCUUAGAACCAAGAAUUUGGUCAUGAACCAUUAAAGAAUUUAGAGAGAACUUAGCUCUUUUUAGACUCUUUUUAGGAGUCAGGGAUCUGGGAUAAAGCCACACUGUCCUGCUGUAUGGAGAAAUUCUUCAAGGGGAGUCAGGGUCCCCCAGGCUUCCCUUGUGUCUCCCUGGACCUGCCCGACAGGCCACAGGAACAGACAGCACACCCAAGUCCGGGCCUCCUGCACACUCUUUCCACUCUGUAUUUGCUAAAUGCUGACUGCUACCAAAAGGCCCCUGGGACAUCAGAGGAGCCGGCAGGUGAAGGUAGAGGAUGUGUUCCAGAAACAUUAGAAGGCAGGAUUAAUUCAGUUCUCUUGUUAAACGGAAAUGGGAAUUGGAAAUUCCUGAUAAAGAAUUGGCCUGGCUGGGCACAGUGGCUCACACCUGUGAUCCCAGCACUUUGGGAGUUCCAGACUGGCCUGGCUAACAUGGCAAUACCCUAUCUCUACUAAAAAUACAAAAAUUCUCAGGGUGCAAUGGCGUGCACGUGUAAUCCCAGCUAUUCAGGAGGCUGAGGCCUGAGGAUCGCUUGAAUCCAGGAGGUGGGAGUUGUAGUGAGCCGAGAUCAUGCCACUGCACUCCAGCCUGGGCAACAGAGCGAGACCCUCUCUUAAAAAAAGGCAUUGUUAGUGUAAUCUCAAGGGUAACAUUUAUUUCAUGUCAGUAGAAGAUGCUUUUUCCUUUCAGGGACAUUCUGGAAUUGUAUUGGUUGUACAUUCUUUUGUGUCUAUUCUGUUUGUCAAGUGAGUCAAGACUUGCUUUUGUCUAUUUUGAUUUAUGUGUAUUAGUCUGAGUCUUGGCUCCGUUUUGAGGUAUGAGCAAAGUUUUUGCUGGAUUAGAAGUUAACCUUUAGGGAAAUUCCUUUUUUCGGUAUGUGGCAAUGCUAAUAAAUAGAUCCACCUGAAGAUCUGGAAAAUUCCAGGAACUUUUCACCUGAGCCUUUCUUCUCAGAAAUGCUGCAGUCAGAAGGGUGUGCUGGUAAAAUAUUUUUGUGGCAGCCAAAAUAUCAUUGCUUUCAUAUAACACGCUUCGUGCCAUCAUGAUCCUUGCCUUCAUAUAACAAACAUGCUUCGUCAGAAGUGCUGGGGUUGAAAAAGGAGCUGCAUGCUUCACUGGAGUUGAGGGCCUCUCUCCUGUUCUGACUUUGAGCCAGAACUUGUGGCUGGGCCAUGGAAGCUGUGACUCCUCUGUGGACAUGGUGGCAGCAGGGAACCGCUAGAGAGAGGGGCCACUGGGACCAGGCCUCCUGUUGUGGAGGGAUUCCUGGGACAGUCCUCCACCCUGUCCUGUGGUCCUGUGUACAGGGUUGGCCUCUCCCUCCUCCCCUGCCAGGCCUCUGCCCAUGCCCCUUCCUUCCUUCUCCACCUGGGACUGGUGAAGCUAGGCGUCUGGAAGACUUCUUCCUAGCCUGGAAGCCCUGACCUCGGCCUGUCUGCAGAAUCUCCCAGUUCCUUCACAGCUGCCGAGUCCUCUCGCAGGCAUGGUGGAGGCGGCCUUGCCAGUGGUCCUUUCCAGGGGUUCCUGGGUGGGAGGACUGUCCCUCUGGGGACGUGGCACUGAGGUGCCUGCUGGCUUCAUGUGGCCCUUUGCCCUUUCCCGGCCUGAGAGAUGCUCAAAGGUGGGGAGCCAGGGGAGCCACCCCUCGGCCAUUCCCUCCACCUCCAGGACAGGUGGUGGCCGGGCAGGUGCUCUUAAGCCCACCUCCUCCUCCUGUUGCCUUCGAUUUCGGCAAAGUCUAGGCAGGUGCCACCGGGAAGGAACGGCGUCCGAGAUGCUGGGCAGGGACGCGGCGUAGCCGAGGAGGCCUUGACGGCGCUGGCGGGGCCGGGGCACAGGGGCAGCCGCAGGGAGGCAGGGAUGCCAAGGCCUGAAGCCACCCUGGAAGGAACUGGACCGAGGUCUUCAGAGGUGCGACAGGGCCCGGAAUCUGACCUUACCCUAGCAGGACUUUUUCUAGACUCUCCCUGAUAGUUUUUGAUAAAGCAUGCUGGUAAAACCACUACCCUCAGAGAGAGCCAAAAAUACAGAAGAGGCGGAGAGCGCCCCUCCAACCAGGCUGUUAUUCACCUGGACUCCGUGACAUCUGUGGAAUUUUUUAGCUCUUUAAAAUCUGUAAUUUGUUGUCUAUUUUUUCAUUCUAAAUAAAACUUCAAUUUGCACCUAA